AAGUCGUAACUAGACAGUACUAGUGCUAGGGGUAGUGGUAUCUUGAAUUUCGACGACUACCAGUCUACAGUCUGCAUCGUAUAUCACACCCAACUACCUACGUGACUACGUCGCGUCUCUCGUUACCUCUCUAGUUCCCCCCACCCCUCGGGCAGUAGAAUCGUUUCUCGGCGCGUAUAUUUGGACGCGGGAGUCUUUGUAGAAGAGGUACAAGAGACUGAAAAUUUGGCGGAAAAUCGAUUGACAACGCUGGAAACCCUAAAGCACAGGGUUUAGGGUUUCUGAAUCCCGACAACUAUAAGCUCCACGAAUCUACUGCCGUACUUCCGCAGAAAUAUGAUAUCGAUUCUCUGGUUUAAUUACGUUUAUUUUACGUUUUUCUUAGGUAUCGUGUGGAACAUGAAGGAGAAGAAUGCUACUCCUGCUCUCAGGCGCGUUUUGGUUAAUUGUGCAACCCAGGCAAAGGAGUAUGGGAGUUGUGUUGCAGCAAAAGUUCCUGUAGUUGAACGUGAUAUGUGUCUGAAAGAGUUUCUUGCACUGAAGAAUUGCAUGCAAGACAUGCUACGAAGAAAGGUUUGAGCUCAUAUUUGAUCAUAUCGAGGCAUUUUCUGAACUUCUAGCAUCAUCUUAAGAGCUGAGAAAGUGUAUGUGGAGAAGGAGAUUUUUAUAUACUAAUCAAAGGAAAUUUGCAAUAUAAUCAUUUCGGGAUGAUGUGUCAUGACUAAGAUGAUUCCCUGAGUGCCAUAGUGGAUUAACCCUUUUUACGGUGGUUUGUAUUGCCACAUUUUACUCUAUAGGCUGAAAGGCAAAGAACAUUGGAAGAUGUCUGGACAAGCAUCAAGUUCACAGCUUAAUGUUUCUUUAAGUGGAUCCGGUGCUCUGUCGCAUGUUUAUAUUCAGUACCCACCUCUACAUUGCAGCAUUCCAGGAUCAGGGGGCUUAUAUUAUGAUGACGGGAAUAAGUUGCUGCUUUCCCCAAUGUCUAAUCAGGUUUUCUCAUGGAAAGUUGUUCCAUUUACCCCUCAUAAUGCUCCUCCAUCUGACCCAAUUAGUGAAGGACCCCUUUUAUCCAUUCGCUACUCUUUAGAUGAAAAAUAUAUAGCAAUCCAGCGAUCUAGCAUGGAGAUACAGAUUCGGUGCAAGGAAACUGGGGAAACUUUUAGCUAUAGUUGCAGGUCAGAGUUGGAGAGUAUUCUGGGAUUUUUUUGGACUGAUUGUCCAUCGUGUGAUAUUGUGAUUGUAAAGACCAGUGGGCUGGAAUUAUUUUCCUGUGAUUCUGAGUCAAAAUCUCUGCACUUAAUUGAGACAAGGCGUUUGAAUGUCAGUUGGUAUGCCUACACACAUGAAAGUCGCUUGGUUCUUCUUGCUUCAGGAAUGCAAUGCACAAAUUUCAAUGGAUUUCAACUUUCAGCAGCGGGGAUCGUUCGCUUGCCAAAAUUUGAGAUGGUCAUGGCUAAAACCGAGGCCAAUAGUAAACCUGUCCUAGCUGCCGAAGAUGUCUAUAUUGUGACUAUAUAUGGUCGAAUCUACUGCAUGCAAAUUGAUAGAGUGGCGAUGCUGCUCCACUCUUAUAGGUUUUACCGUGAUGCUGUUGUACAACAGGGUUCUUUCCCAAUAUACUCGAGCAAAAUUGCUGUGAGUGUGGUUGAUAAUGUGCUGCUUAUUCAUCAAGUGGAUGCGAAGGUUGUUAUACUAUACGAUGUAUUUUCAGAUUCCAGAGCACCCAUUUCAGCUCCACUUCCUUUGUUAUUGAGGGGUUUACCUUGGUCAAAUACUUCUCCCUCUACCAGCAGAGAGGGUGAAAGUUCUGUGGCCAAUAAUGUAAGCGAUCGUGAUUCGAUCAUUUAUGGAGAGGAGUGGACUUUUCUUGUUCCAGACCUCAUAUGUGAUGUCACUAAUAAGUUGUUGUGGAAGAUACAUUUAGACUUGGAGGCAAUUUCUGCGAGUAGCUCAGAAGUUCCUUCAGUAAUAGAAUUCUUGCAGCGGCGUAAGUCAGAAGCAAAUAAGGUUAAACAGUUGUGCUUCGCAAUAGUACGCUCUGUCAUUCUUGAAAGGAGACCAGUAUCAAUGGUUGCCAAGGCAAUACAUGUAUUAGUUAGCUCCUACUCCUAUUCAAUCAAAACGGGCUGCCAUCUUAAGGGAGUGAAAGUUGAGAAACCUUCACCAUCGGAUAGGGCACAUGCUAGUAGCCCAAGAUCUGGUACCAAUAUCUCCACUGGGGGAGUUGAUGAAUUGGGAAAAUCAAUGAAACAUGAAUCUAGUGCUGGACUGGGCAAUGAUUCACUGGAUAGACCGUUAAACUUCGCAUCGUCAGACUCGGAGGAUGGAGACUCAACUGAUCUUCCAAAAGUGGUCAAAGAGUACUCACCAAGUGCUGACGGUUCUUUUGUGGAUGUUCGACCAUUUUCUGCACAAUCUCAGCAGUUUGGAAUGGGUAACAACUCUUUGAACGCUAGCGUUUCUGAGCAGCUGGAGUCACAAGUUACUUCGCCAGCAAUUUCACCUGAUGAGAUGUAUAGCUUUGUGUUUGCUCCAGUUGAGGAGGAGAUGGUUGGAGAUUCAUCUUACUUGGUUACCAUAAUCGUGGAGUUCCUUAGUAGUGCAAAUGUGGAAAAGAUCAAAGUAGAUCCAAAUAUCUAUGUGUUGCUGAUACAACUCCUAGCCCGCAAUGAACGAUAUGCAGAACUCACAUUGUUUGUUGUGAACAAGAUUAUUGAACCCUCUAAAGAAGUUGCUAUGCAGCUUCUAGAGUCAGGUUGUCAGAAUCUCCAGACAAGGAAACUUGGCAUGGAUAUGCUCAGACAACUCUCACUACAUCACGACUAUGCAUCACAGUUGGUGCAAGAUGGAUAUUAUCUUGAAGCAUUGCGUUAUGCACGGAAGUUUAAGGUCAUAACGAUUCGGCCGUCAUUGUUUCUUGAAGCAGCGGUGGCUUCAAAUGAUUCAGAACAUCUUGCCGCAGUUAUGAGAUUCUUUACUGAUUUUGUUCCUGGUUUUAGGCAUACUUCGGAUCAUCAUGCCUACCACCAGAUUCUCAAUGAGAUGAAUUCAUCCGUUGCUUCUUGAUAACGGUAAUCAAUACAAAUUUCAUAGCUGCAGAAUGUUUAUAUAGAUGGACUUGAUCUUAGUAAUAGUAUAUUUAUUGUCAUGUAAAAGCAGAAUGGCCAUGUGGUUCUUGUUGUUCUACAAAUGUUGUGUUUCAUAAUUUUAUGUGCUAACAUUAAUUUAUCUCUGAAGUUCCCCGCCUUUUAAGAA
Messenger RNA from Tripterygium wilfordii, 3255 nucleotides. RefSeq lists its product as uncharacterized. The record is from RefSeq and is a predicted model, not a curated record. NCBI's taxonomy places the organism in Eukaryota, Viridiplantae, Streptophyta, Magnoliopsida, Celastrales, Celastraceae. Bases 823 to 3066 code for a protein of 747 amino acids. The transcript is spliced from 14 exons. Gene Ontology annotation, biological process: regulation of autophagy. Gene Ontology annotation, cellular component: late endosome membrane; lysosomal membrane; Mon1-Ccz1 complex.